CGAUUGCACUAUUUACAACAAAAUCUGUACUUCUUGUAACAUGUAAUGUGGUGAUUGUUGCAGUGGCUAAUCAAGAAUUACUGUAUAUGGAACCAAAAUUUCCUCAUUUUUAGGCUCUGCAUACAAGGAACAAAUCAUUAGAGUUAAAACAUUAACAUAUCUGUUUAGGCUCUAUUUUGUAGGACACUUUUUUUUUUUCAUGGAGACGCAUAAUGAGAAUCUGGUCAUUUGUAUAAUACACAUUUCUAGUCACUAAUUUUGCUAUCCAUUAUAACUCAGCACUGAAGCAAGCAAAAAAUAGACAACUUUGUUGGCAUUUAAAGGUUGGUAUUCAGUAAGUCCUUAAAUGUUGUGCAACAUCUCUUGUGUCAUUUUGUUGCACACAAAGACAACUAUUAUACAAUGAUUACUUGGAUAAUUUUUAUGUCGAUGGAAACCAACCUUUAAACUACAGCUUAGCUUUACAUAAUAUUGAACAUUUGAAGUAGUAGUAUGAUAUCUUUCUAUCAAGAUUUCAGGUGCCAAACAAAUUACCAUUUUUAUUGUAGAAUAGAAAUAACAUUUAAAUAAUCAAAGACACUGAGCAAUUGUAUAGUGAUUGAGAUGUCAAAUCUUCGGCAGGAGUGUAAUGGCCAGACCUCCAUUAAUUUCAUUGUUUUAACAAUGAUCAGAGGUACAGCUCCAUUGAUGAUGUUUCUCGCUGUAUCAAAUUUGAACUCACCUGGCUUGGUUGUUGCGUUAAAAUGUGGUAUUACUUGUGUAUUGUUUCUCUUGAGUGGUUCAUACAUUUGCUCAUCAGAUGCACAGAUACGUAUGAAAGUCAUAAAGAAUUUGAAAACUGCAUCAACAUAUUGGCGUUUGGUUGUUAUUGGAUUUCUGCAAAGUGCAGCACCUUACAUACUUUCCGUCUACAGUUUGCAGUUUCUCCCUCCAACAAUGAUUGGUGUCUUUAUGGUGACAACACCUUGGUGGACCAUGCUCAUAGAAAGAUUACCUUUCAUCAGGAUGAGAAAACGCAUUCCUGGUAUGAUAAAAGUCGGGAUGUUUCUUGGUUUGGUUGGCACAUCACUAAUGCUUGGCCCUAUAAUUCGAGAAUCAGUGCAUUGUAAAAAGUUUGAAUUGAUUAUAACAAAGUCUUCUAAAAGAAAUAUCACAACUGAAAAUAGAGAAAAUAAAGAGUUGUUCGAUACUUGUUUAUCUGGCGUGAAUCUUGUAACUGGAAUAGUUGCAAUGGGACUUGCUCCAAUACUUUGGGCAAUUGCAUCAGUGUUUUGGAAGAGGAAAGGACAGGAUAUACACUACCUGGUGUCAAGCGUUGGUCAAAACAUUGUUGGUGGAUGUAUUGCAUUAAUUAUUUGGGCAAUUGCAGAACAUCUGAAUGCUCUGGGGAAGCGCGAAUGGCCUGCAGAAGCCCUUGUUGGUGUUAUAUUUCUAGGUGUGGCCACGGGUUGGUUGGCAACACUACUUGUGAAAUUUUUAUACGCAACUGUAGGGGCAAGGACAACCAAUCUAGUUCUUACUGGUAUUCCUUUCAUUGCUUUCGUGGAAGAUAGCAUUUUUGUUAAAGAUGUCAUCAAAGUGCAGCCUUACGUUGUUGCCAUGGAAAUAAUAGGACUGCUUCUUGUCAGUGGUGGAGUGUUUAUUUCAAAUCUACCUAGCUUGGAUCCCCCAGAUGGAGAGCAAAGGAGACGAAGAAGUUCUCUGUCUGACCCUCUCAUCACCGAAAAUACUCCUUCGAAACGUGUGACAGCUGGUUUGGAUCAAGCUUUUCACAAUGAAGUCCAUCAAUACACGUCGCUACCACAAGAAGAAGAAGAAGAUGACAAGCAUCGCGAGGGUGAAGAAGAAAUAAACUCUCAUCUAGGCGAUCGCACUGCAUAUCCGAAACUAUCACAAGUUACCUAGUCUAGAAGUUGCUUUAUGUGUCUUUGAUGUCGUAACUGACGAUGUUUUCGCAUGCUAUUUUGUCAACGUCAUUGUUUUGAACUGGUAUGUCUUUCAAUGGACUUUUUUCUGUAUUGCUCUGGUUAAUUUAUUUGGAGCACCUCAAUAUUCGAAAUAAAUGUAAAUGUUCGAAAAUCAUUUCGAAAGAGUGCGACAAUUCGAAUAUUGGCAAAACAUGUUUUUAUUGCGCGAACAGUACGUGUAAGGAAGUAGAGUAGGAAAUCUCGAGAUCCUGAAAAGGUCAGGUUAUAUAAAAAAUUGGAUCAAAAAUUUAAGGACAAGUCUGAAUUUAGGUAUUAUUUUGUCAAAUGUGGUAAAAAAGUGUCUUAAAAUUGUUGUUAUUGUAACAUGUAAUUUAAAGCAAGGAAUAGUUUUUUAUUCUCAUCGUCGAAAAGUCGGAAAAAAUGAAAAUAAAAAUGGGCAUGUUUAGUUAACAAACAUAAAUAUUUAGGCAUCUAAACCUUUUGAAGGUUUUAUUCAUGUACUACAAUUUAUUUUCACAUUCUUACGGCUGGUUUUACACUUACCUGGUCCGGCUAAAUUAUUACUCAUUACGGAAAAUCUCAGAUUUUUUUGUUUCGGUUUUGUUUUUUGACGCGUUUAUUUUUUACAAGUUGUACAUUUUUCUAAUAUAUGUCUAAUAUAUGUCAUAAUUUAUGACAGUGUAUAUAUUUUAUAACAAAUACACUUUUGUUUAAAAUUGAAAUAAACUAAUUUUAA
Molecule: messenger RNA, 2664 nt
Organism: Hydractinia symbiolongicarpus
Lineage: Eukaryota; Metazoa; Cnidaria; Hydrozoa; Anthoathecata; Hydractiniidae
Exons: 8
Coding region: 604-1905 (433 amino acids)
Source: RefSeq, a predicted model, not a curated record